CUCUCUUUCUUUUUUCUAUUCUUCUAUAUCAUCUUGAAAAUUUAUAUUAUAUCAUGUCGUUAGCGCCAGUACAGAUUUUCCAAGAUCAAGCAACUGAAGAAAGAGCUGAAAAUGCUCGUUUGUCUUCUUUCAUUGGUGCUAUUGCUGUUGGUGAUCUUGUCAAAAGUACCUUGGGACCUAAAGGCAUGGAUAAAAUUCUUCAAUCAGCAAGUACUGGUGAAAUCCUUGUAACUAAUGAUGGUGCUACUAUUCUCAAGUCCAUUGCUUUAGAUAAUGCUGCUGCCAAGGUAUUGGUGAACAUCUCUAAAGUACAAGAUGAUGAAGUAGGUGAUGGUACUACAUCUGUUUGUGUUCUUGCUGCUGAAUUAUUACGUGAAGCUGAACGGUUGGUCAAUCAACGUAUUCAUCCUCAAACAAUUAUCGAAGGUUACCGUAUUGCCUCUCAAGCUGCAUAUGAUACAUUAGCUGCUAGUGCCAUUGAUCAUAGUCAAGAUAAAGCCUUAUUCCGUCAAGAUUUGAUCAAUAUUGCCAAAACUACUCUUAGUUCCAAAGUAUUAUCUCAAGACAAGGAAUACUUCUCUGAAUUGGCUGUAGAUGCUGUUUUACGUUUGAAAGGUUCUACUAAUUUGGAAAACAUUCAAAUUAUCAAGAAACCUGGUGGUAAAUUGAUGGAUUCUUACUUGGACGAAGGUUUUAUUUUGGACAAGAAGAUUGGUGUGAAUUGCCCUAAACGAAUCGAAAAUGCAAACAUCUUGAUUGCCAAUACACCCAUGGAUACCGAUAAGAUCAAGAUAUUUGGUGCUCGAGUUCGUGUAGAUAGUACUGGAAAACUUGCAGAAUUGGAACGUGCUGAACGUGACAAAAUGAAGGCAAAGGUGGAAAAAAUCAAGGCACAUGGAAUUAACUGUUUUGUUAAUCGUCAACUUAUUUACAACUGGCCUGAACAAUUGAUGGCUGAUGCUAAUAUUGCAAGCAUCGAACAUGCUGAUUUCGAAGGGGUGGAAAGAUUGGCUCUUGUUACUGGUGGUGAAAUUGCAUCUACAUUUGAACAUCCUGAAUUAGUCAAAUUGGGACAUUGUGAUCUCAUUGAAGAAAUCAUCAUUGGUGAAGAUAAGUUGAUUAAAUUUUCUGGAGUGGCUGCUGGUGAAGCCUGUACUAUCGUUCUACGUGGUGCCACACAACAAAUUUUGGAUGAAGCUGAACGUUCUUUACAUGAUGCUCUUUCUGUAUUGUCACAAACUGUCAAAGAACCUCGUACUGUUCUAGGUGGUGGAUGCUCUGAAAUGUUGAUGUCUAAGGCUGUGGAUGAAGUCGCUACUAAGAUUGCUGGAAAGCAAGCCAUUGCUGCUGAAGCUUUUGCCAAGGCUUUACGUCAAAUGCCCACUAUUUUGGCCGAUAAUGCUGGUUUCGACUCCUCAGAAUUGGUUGCUCAAUUACGUGCUGCUCAAUACAAGGGUGACGCUACUGCUGGUUUAGAUAUGGUGAAUGGUGUAGUAGCUAAUGUUCGAGAAUUAGGUAUUACUGAAUCAUUCAAACUUAAGAAACAAGUUCUUUUGUCUGCCUCUGAAGCUGCCGAAAUGAUUCUUCGUGUAGAUGAUAUCAUUCGAUGUGCCCCUCGACAAAGACAAGGUUGAAGCAAUUUAUGAAUUCCCUCUUCUCCUUUUCCUUAGUUUAUUUUUAUUAUUAUUUUCUUUUCUUUUUUUUUUUUUUUUUGUUAGCUG
Halteromyces radiatus is the source of this 1721-nucleotide messenger RNA. RefSeq names its product T-complex protein 1 subunit beta. The transcript is spliced from 8 exons. The record is from RefSeq and is a predicted model, not a curated record. Gene Ontology annotation, cellular component: cytosol; chaperonin-containing T-complex. The coding region runs from base 54 to 1634 and encodes 526 amino acids. Gene Ontology annotation, biological process: protein folding. Gene Ontology annotation, molecular function: ATP binding; ATP hydrolysis activity; ATP-dependent protein folding chaperone. NCBI's taxonomy places the organism in Eukaryota, Fungi, Mucoromycota, Mucoromycetes, Mucorales, Cunninghamellaceae.